CUUCUCAGGAGGGGGGAGGGCAGCCGACGCUCAUUUCCAGCCACCGGAGCCAGGGGUUUGUCACUCGCCAGAGUUUCCCCUCCGAGCUGGCCGCCAGCAUGCGGGACGUGGUGGUGCUGAUCGCGCUCGUGUUGGUGUCGUGGUGCUCCGCCGCUCAAGACUACAAUUACGACGACGACGACGAUGAGACGACGCAGGAGCCUGACGUGUGCAGCAGCUGCCACGUGAACGCCACGUGCAUGGCCAAGGACGACGUCCUCAAGUGCGUCUGCAACAAGGGGCUCUCCGGGAACGGGAAGAGCACCUGCAGAGACAACGACGAGUGCCGGCUUGACGUGGAGAUGCUGUGCGGCCCGGGCACCAGCUGCUUCAACACCUUCGGCAGCUUCUACUGCCGCUGCGCCGUGGGCUACCUCUCGUCCAGCGGCAAGCGCGACUUCGAGCCCAACGACGGAACGACGUGCGCAGAUGUGGACGAGUGCGCUGGGGGAAUCGCGGCGUGCGGAGCCGGAGCCUCGUGCGAGAACCGACCGGGGGCCUUUGCGUGCCGCUGCCUGGACGGGUACGUGGCCACCAACGGCACGGAGCCCUUUCAGCCCAGGCGGGAUGGAACGUUCUGCGUCAGCGUAGCUACGUUGCAGCCUCCAACCACAAGGCCUCCAUCAACAAGACCUCCAACCACAAGGCCUCCAUCAACAAGGCCUCCAACCACAAGGCCUCCAUCAACAAGGCCUCCAACCACAAGGCCUCCAUCAACAAGACCUCCAACCACAAGGCCUCCAUCAACAAGGCCUCCAACCACAAGGCCUCCAUCAACAAGGCCUCCAACCACAAGGCCUCCAUCAACAAGGCCUCCAACCACAAGGCCUCCAUCAACAAGGCCUCCAACCACAAGGCCUCCAUCAACAAGGCCUCCAACCACAAGGCCUCCAUCAACAAGGCCUCCAACUACAAGGCCUCCAUCAACAAGGCCUCCAACCACAAGGCCUCCAUCAACAAGGCCUCCAACCACAAGGCCUCCAUCAACAAGGCCUCCAACCACAAGGCCUCCAUCAACAAGGCCUCCAACAACCAGACCAUCAAUCUUCACGUCACGACCAGCCACACAAGCGACCACCAAGCCUUCCUUGAGUCCGACAGACAAGGGGGCGGCGAUGGUGGACGCGUCACUCACAGACCUGGACUGCAACGCGCCCCCCGAGCUGAACGGGACGCGCGUGAAGCAAGUGGGCAAGGGACCUGGUGCCACCGCUCACUACAAAUGCGUCGAUGAACCGGAGGCGCAGGUCGGCCAGUGGAGCCUCGUGUGCAGUACAAACGGGACCUGGCAAGGACAGCAGUUCUCGUGCACAGGCGCGCGGAAGUCGCCGAGCGGUGCCAAAGUCGCCGGCGUCUUGGUGCUCGUCGGUGCUGCUGCUGCGUCGGCCGUAGCCGGGCUCGUCGUGUUCAUCAAGAAAAGGAGAUGUCCUGAAGGCAACAGGUACGACGUAGAGUCGUCGCGAAAGCUCGCUUUCCCCAGCGGCACCGCCGCCGUCGCCGCCUCGCCGAGCCGGGUCUGGAAAGCGCCGUCGUUGCAUGGGAAACUGAAGAAGCAAGUGCAGUCCACGGAGCUGUGACGGCUCGAGGCCUCUGCGUUCCCAAGGAUCGCGUUGGUGAUCUCUUCCCGACAGCUGCAUCCCCCCCGCCCCCCCACUCCAGCCCCCCCCCCCCCUGAAAAAAAAUUCCUUUUCAGAUUUUACUUCUGCCGCAUCAAGCAAAAAAAGAGACCCACGCAAAAGUGAGCCCCCGCUAACUACGGCACACUGGAAAGGGAUCCAUCGCCCAGAAGCAACGCUUCGCCAAGAUGUUUAUAUUAUUAAAAUGUUUACGUGUGGAGUACAGCGCGCGUGGUGGUGGGGUAAAGUGUGGGUACUUACCUCUUCCACGACGUCCGGCCUGGCGUGCGUGGAGGAGUCACACAAAAUGCCCGCUCCAGAUUAGCCGGCUAACGCGGAGGGCCUUUCCGCCAGCAGCGAAUCGUCGCAGUUCCUUGUGGUCUCAUCCCAUAGAUAAAACAACAACAAUUUACUGAUAUUGGUCAAACUAUCGCAAUGCUGAACAAUACUGCUGCACGUAGGAGGCUUUCGCGACUAAUAUUUUCCAUAAUUAGAGGUUUUUUUGGGGGGUUAGAUCGCGUAAAUAUAAAAUAUACAACUCUGGCUGUCGCCUGAUGAUGCUGGUUGUUGUUGUUGUUGUAAUUACCGGCGAAACGUCACGGUACUCGAAGCGUAAAUGUCGUAGCGGGUUUACUCUCCAACACACCGCUGUGCUGGAGUAGCCACCGUUUGGGCACGUUGUGUUUACGUGGCAAACCUCAUCAAUUGGCUGUGUCCGGGUGGUAGUGGCGUUUAUACUUCGGCGUUAUAACCCCACGCAAAAAAGACAAACCUCUAUGACGGAGAGCGGAGAGGCAUUCGACCGAGAAACCCGCACGCAGCGGGGGAUGCAUUCGAUACACGGAGGCGACUCGUCAAUUAUUUUUGCGCACAGUGACACAACAAAUCUAACCGCGCCACGGGCGAGAAUGUUUCAUCGCUCGCACAUGCAUGCUCGUUGCACG
Molecule: messenger RNA, 2599 nt
Organism: Petromyzon marinus (sea lamprey)
Lineage: Eukaryota; Metazoa; Chordata; Hyperoartia; Petromyzontiformes; Petromyzontidae
Molecular function (GO): calcium ion binding
Source: RefSeq, a predicted model, not a curated record